AUGUCUUCUCAGGAGCUGACCCUCGAAAUCAAGCCCAGAGGAAAGCCAAUCCGGAACCUCCCGACGAGCGUUUUAAUCAACAGGGAUGAUUCUGGAGCGACUCUUUAUAGCACAAUUGCGCAGCAGGCGCAAUUCUCCCUUCAUCGCCUGAGAAUCACCAAAGCCAGCGACGGGACCUUGGUCAAGAACAAUAAAGAUGUCACCAUUGAUUCAACUGGACUUCGUAACCGAAGCGUGGUAUAUGUGAAGGAUCUUGGCCCCCAGGUUGCAUGGCGCACCGUUUACUUCGUUGAAUAUCUCGGCCCGCUGCUUAUGCACCCAUUCUUUCUCUAUGUUCUCCAUCCUUAUAUCUAUGGGAGCGGCUCGUUCCCUCCCCCCUCGGACCUUCAACGCCUCACGUGCCUCCUAUUGAUCCUACAUUUCCUAAAGCGUGAGAUCGAAACUCUCUUCGUUCAUCGCUUCAGUCUUGCGACAAUGCCGGCAAGCUACAUCGUCCGCAACAGUGCCCAUUACUGGAUUCUUGGGGGCGUCAACCUGGCCUACUGGGUAUUCUCACCGACGUCUCCAACCGCAAGAGCUCACGCCAACCCGUUCUUACUCUAUCCUGGCCUUGCCCUCUUUGUUUUUGGCCAACUGGCAAAUCUAAACGCCCAUUUAACCCUGCGAAAUCUUCGCAAAGAAGGUGAUACCGCCAGGAAAAUUCCCUCGGGCUUCGGCUUCCGACUUGUGACAUGCCCGAAUUACUUGUUUGAAGUCAUUGCAUGGCUGGGCGUGUACCUCGUCAGCUCCCUGAGCUGGAGUGUUCUUCUUUUUAUCAUUGUCGGCUCUGCUACGAUGAUGCGAUGGGCUAGCCAGAAGGAGAAGAGGUAUAGGCGUGAAUUCGGAGAUAACUACAAGAGAAAGAGAUAUGUCAUGCUUCCCGGACUUUGGUAA
Messenger RNA from Ophidiomyces ophidiicola, 933 nucleotides. RefSeq names its product 3-oxo-5a-steroid 4- dehydrogenase (gene TSC13). NCBI's taxonomy places the organism in Eukaryota, Fungi, Ascomycota, Eurotiomycetes, Onygenales, Onygenaceae. The record is from RefSeq and is a predicted model, not a curated record. The transcript has 3 exons. The coding region runs from base 1 to 933 and encodes 310 amino acids. Gene Ontology annotation, biological process: very long-chain fatty acid biosynthetic process. Gene Ontology annotation, molecular function: oxidoreductase activity, acting on the CH-CH group of donors.